UACGAAGUACGACUUGCCGCUUCUCUUCACUGCUCUGCUCUUCACUCGUGUCGUGGCGCCGACGAGGUGCACGCGGACUGUUCCUGUUCCAUCGGUGAGUGCCGGCAGGUGGUGGGUGUGUACGGAACGUUUCGGUCUCCCGGUCCAGGCGCGAAGGAAGAAGAAGAAGAAUAAACUCUCGAGUUCUCUCACUGCCGCGAGCACCAGUCAUGGGCGGAUAUGCGUGGGUUACACUGGCUACGAACGAUGCCUAUUCUCUGGGAGCCCUGGUUCUGGCGCAUUCCUUACGCCGGGUCGGCACUAAGCACGAAUUGGCCUGUCUUGUCACUCCUGGAGUUACGGCGACCAUGAGGGAAAAAUUGGCGGCAGUAUUCUCCUUGGUGCAAGAAGUCAAUGUUCUCGAUUCGAAGGACGAGGCGAACCUGGCCUUACUGGCUCGACCAGAAUUAGGCAUUACUUUUACCAAAUUACACUGUUGGAGGCUAACUCAGUACGAGAAGUGUGUAUUCGUUGAUGCGGACACUCUUGUCGUACGAAACUGCGAUGAGUUAUUCGAGCGAGAAGAACUAUCGGCCGCGCCCGAUGUCGGCUGGCCUGACUGCUUUAAUUCCGGAGUAUUUGUAUUCAGACCGUCUCAACAAACGUUCGCAUCAAUCACCGCAUUCGCCGCUGCUAAGGGCUCGUUUGAUGGCGGUGAUCAAGGCUUAUUGAAUAUGUACUUUAGCGACUGGGCUAGCAAGGAUAUCUCCAAGCAUCUACCGUUCAUCUACAACAUGUGUUCUACCGCGACGUACUCCUAUCUCCCCGCAUUUAAACAAUUUGGCGACGACGUGAGAAUAAUACACUUUAUCGGCAUAACGAAACCGUGGUUACAGUAUUUCGAUACCCUGACCGGCACCGUCCAACCACCACCGGGAUCAACACAUUUGCAACCGCUGUUGCAACUAUGGUGGAAUAUAUUCUGCGAGCGAGUGCAUCCCCAACUGUCAUCCUCCAUGGCCACCAGCACAUUGGCUCCAAUUUGGCACGCAUUUGCUCCCCCGUCCUAUGUACCCCCUUUCCCUGAGAUCUCCGAUUACUCCGACGCAACAAAUAGCAACAGUUCUCGAGUGCCGGAUUUUUCGGAAUUUAAAGAUCCCUGGGAAGAGUACUCUCCGCGGAACGAUCCGUUUCCGACUGAUAAUAGCGCACUGAAUGAUAAGAGCGACAAUUGUUACUGCGGAGUUAAAGAGGCGGAUGCUGUUCGUCAAAGUGACCAUAGUGCAUCCCAACUCGCACACAAUCAGCAAUUUCAUUACGAGCAACAGCAUUCAUCUUACACGCCUAUUCAAACGUAUGAUCAACGUCAAGAACAUGCAACUUCUCAUUUUGAAGAAACUCGUAAUCAAGAGCAUUCUGUACAACACACUGAACAUCAUCAACACUGGCAACAACACAGUGAACAUAAACGUCACGAUGAACAGCAUCAACAUGAACAGUGGACUGAACAGAGACAUCAUCAUGUGCAACAUCAGCAUCACGAGCAUAGGCAUAAUGAGCAGCAGCAUUAUAACGAACAGAAACAACAUAGCGAGCAUCACCAACAGUUCCAUCAACAGUUUCAUCAACAUGAUUAUCACAGAAACAAAGCGGAUGAUCAUCAUCAGAAUCAAUCUACCGAAGCGGGGCACGAGAAUCACGCGCAACACUACUCUAGUGAUAAUAGUCAUCAAAACGCGGACCAUCUGAGUCAUACUGCUUCUCAUAAUGAGCAGUAUACUAGUAAUCAAGAUGCUCGGGAUAACUUUGCAUCUCAUUGUUAUCGAUGCAUUGAAAAGAAUAGCGAGCAGUCGUCGGAAGCUGUGAAUAAGCAAACAGACACACGGAGAAUCGAUUUCCUUCCUCCCUCUCCUGAACCUUGUACAGAUCUCCACAAUGUAGCCACGCGAUCUGACCCGAAUGUAACGGAACAUCUAGACAAUGCAAAUGCUGGUAUCGCCGGUGCCCUGGCUCAGCUGACAUUGGGCGAAGCGAGAAGCGCCGAGCAAGUAGCCUUUGAAGAGCACAUGAGGAAGCAAAGCUGGGAACAAGGACAGAUCGACUACAUGGGUCGCGAUAGUUUUGAUAACAUAUGGAAGAAGAUCUGCGAAACGCUCUCUCUCGCGCCGCAACGAGAGCCAACUCCACCUACAGAGGAUACCGCUACUUUGGAGACUGCUGUACAAGAGACUGCUGCAAAAGAGACUGCUACAAAAGAGACUGCUGAUACACCUAUAGAUGUCAAAGUGGAUAAACCAGCUGUUGAAGUCGACAAGGAUCCAACGCAAUCUCUAAUAUGCGAAGUUCCCAAAGAAGAGAAAUUUUCGGCAGCAAUCCCCGAGCAGAAAGCUCCCGCGUUAUCUUCCGACAAAUCGGCAGAAGCUACUGCAAAAAUAUCCGAGCCGGUACAAUUCGAAGACGUUUGUGCGAAACCGACAACUGAAUUAAAGGAUGUAAAAUCGUGCGAAAUCCGUACUGAAGUGCCUUUACCGCAGCCACCGGCAGAACCGUUGCUCGCAAGAACAACUGCGGAACCGUGUGAGCUCCCAAGCCUGCAAACGCCGCAAGAAGCGGCUCUUCGAAGCGCAAUCCUUCUCCUCGAAACAAAAGAACCGAAGCAACAAACUGAUUCGCAAACAUCCCCCUUGGUCUGCAAAAUGCCUGUGCAAGAAACAACUGCGCCGGUUACGCAAAUUGGUGCCGAGUCAGCGCUUACUGAAGCCAAACCAAAAACUCCAGCUUUCAUUGCUCAAGACGCAACGCAGCCUAUAGCUCUGACUGGCGUAGGCAGUCCGCAGAUUGCUGCAACUUCUCCUGUAGCGAGCCAAGCGCCAGUAGAAGACACCGUGAAGUGCGUAAUCGAAUCUGCGCCUGACGUAACACAGCCUCUCACGAUAGAUCCGGGCGAGCUGCACGCGGAGAUGCUGUUGGCUGCUUCUGAGAUCUCCACUGUGAGUCCUGUGCCUAUUCAGGUGGCAGAAUCGGUUCUUCAGGCUGAACCUAAGGAAUCCGUGUUGGGCGCAGCUGUAACCGUGAGCGAUCAAGCGAUUGCCUCGAUGGUCACGGCUAUGCACAAGUCCAAGGAUAUCGCUUCUGCACCGACCCCGACGGAGCCUGUUCAGUUGAACGGAUCAGCUUGUGAAAUUGAGAGACGCGACAUUUCCGGUCUACCAGAAAAGACUGAUGCUCCUUCUGAGGCGAUCAAGGAAUUCGCGAGCGAUUUGGUUGCGACUAAAGAUCUACCAGCAGAGGCAGCACCUGCUACUGAAGAAAAGAUAUUAACCAGUAGCAGUGUGGGGCCUUUAGAAAAAUCAUCUGUGGAAGAAUUAAUGGAACAGGUUGCAAAAAUAAAACUGGCAGAAGUGAAACCUCCAGAACAGAAGCCGAAAACGGAAGAAAUAAAACCUCCGGAACUGAUUACCAAGACGGAAGCUGUGGAAGAGAAGUCUGCGGAGCAAGCUGCGAAAGCUGAAACAACGGAAGCGAUCGUGAAACAAGCGGAAACAGUCGCACAAGCUGAAAUAACAAAAGUACCGUCUAUUGAACAAACAGAAGCAACGGAAGCAGCAACAGCGAAAUUACCGAAAGUUUUGGCAUCGCCAAUCGCUGAGCAAAGUCCACCGGCAGAAGAACCCAUUGAAGCGAAACCACCAAAUGUUCCAUCGACACCGACGGUGACUGAGGCCUCACCGCCGAUCAGUCCGUCCGUGGAGAGCGCGCAGGAGAUGGAAGACGCCGCGAAGAAGAGCCUGAAGAAGUCCGACUCAGCGGACGGCACCGACGGAGAGGGCGCGGACAAGAAGGCGGCGAAGAGGACGGUGAAGAAGGUGACGAAGAAACCGAAGGCAAAGCCCGAGGAGGCGGCACCCUCAACCGCGACGGAGGGCGCCGCCGCGGACGGCUCGCAGAGCAAGACGAAGAAGACCGUGAAGACAACGAAGAAAAUCGGCGCAAAGACCCUGGAGACUGACACGAGCAUACCGGAGACCCCGCCACCACCAACGCCAACCGGCGCCGUCGGCGUCGACGCGCCAGUUCCGCCCAAGCGGAAGACGAAGAGCACGAACGCAAAGGGAACCGGUAAAAAGCCUGAGACGGAAGAGUAACCGGUCAGUCCAAGUCGACAAUAACGGUCUCAAACAGUUCAGGAGUCCGACAUGGAAAAAACGGUUUUGGUAAAGUAUAAAGUAAAAAUUUAGUUAGAUACAGAGAUCUGAAAAUAAUUUGUUGGACUAUCAAAAUAAUUAUAUAGAACGUCCAAGCUGGUAUUGCUUGAAUGUUAACUUAAAACUAUUUGCUUAUUAUGCUUGAACGUCAUACUCGCUCCUACAUAAUUAUUUGACGGUCCAACAAAAUUAUUUUUAGAUCUGUAUGUAGCUAAACUUUUAGAUACUUCAGCAAAAUCAAUCUUUCCAUGGAGAGAUCGAUUGAGAGGCGAAGGUCCUCCAAAUAUUCGCGUUGAAUAUCAAGAAUAUAUAUUGAGGUCUCUGAAUAAGAGAAUUUCAAUCCUUUCGAGACCUCGAGUUCUUAGAAGAUUAGUAUUUUUGCGCAUAUAUUCCUUUUUUACGGUUUUCUUAAAAGAUUCCCUGUAAAGUGUGAUUAGCGAUCUCUGCUAGCCGCAAAGUAGUGGACGCGAAGAUUGUCGCGACAUAGUUUGAACACUGUCUCGAAAGGAUUAAAGAACGUGUUAGAAGAUCACACUCGCUAGUCUGUUACGGUUUUUCUUUUUUUUAUACUUUUAAUAUAUAUAUCUCGCGAGAGUUUCUAUAUCGUUGAGCUUCGAUACCAUAUUCGCCGCGGAGGUAUCGAGCGAUACUAAGAGUUUAA
This is a messenger RNA of Mycetomoellerius zeteki, 4845 nucleotides long. It is a transcript of the gene Gyg, whose product is annotated as glycogenin 1. The transcript has 9 exons. The record is from RefSeq and is a predicted model, not a curated record. Gene Ontology annotation, molecular function: glycosyltransferase activity. NCBI's taxonomy places the organism in Eukaryota, Metazoa, Arthropoda, Insecta, Hymenoptera, Formicidae. The coding region runs from base 210 to 4124 and encodes 1304 amino acids.